Hevea brasiliensis (rubber tree) is the source of this 4918-nucleotide messenger RNA. Its product is annotated as vacuolar sorting protein 3. NCBI's taxonomy places the organism in Eukaryota, Viridiplantae, Streptophyta, Magnoliopsida, Malpighiales, Euphorbiaceae. Bases 162 to 3035 code for a protein of 957 amino acids. The record is from RefSeq and is a predicted model, not a curated record. Gene Ontology annotation, cellular component: cytoplasm; membrane. Gene Ontology annotation, biological process: endosomal vesicle fusion; autophagy; intracellular protein transport. The transcript has 13 exons.
UAGAGACCGGAGCAAAGCCUGUGCCAGAAUUUUCUGAUUUCAAAACCUAACAGUAAUCGGAGUUGAAGCAUCCUAGUCUUCUUUCUUCUUCAAUUUCAUGGCUUUCUCAACCAAGUCAUAAUCCUCUGCAAAUACCCACCUAACAAUCUCUUCACAAUUCGAUGGCCAAGCCCGAUCCCUCUGCUCGAACCGUCCUAGAACCUCUCUCUAACAUUGACCUCUCCUCCUACUCUGUCACUUCACUCCGAUCUCUUGCCGUCUCUUCAAUUUCCGAUGCACAAUCCCUAAUCUACAUUGGCACCUUCUCUGGAUCUCUUCUUCUACUCUCCAUUAGCACUGGGGAUGAUGCCACCGCUACCGCUACUGCUACUGCUUCUGCACCCAAAGACGUGCAGUCUGCUCUCGAUUUCGAUGCUUCUAAAAGAAAUGUUUCCUUUUUGAGAAGCGUUUCUUUCGGGGAUUCACCCAUAGAAACGCUGCAUGUGCUUCCUGAGAUUGGGAAGGUUCUUGUUCUCUGUGAUGGUUACAUGUUUUUGGUUGAUGCUCUUUUGUCUCAGUCUGUUAAGAAAUUGAGUUUUUCCAAGGGAGUUUGUGCAAUUGCAAAGAGGAUUCGAAGCAGUGAAUUGGAGAGCACUAAUUUAUUGGGUAUUUCUGGUAAUAAUUUGGAGUCUUCAAGUGCCAGUCAGCGGAUUUUGCAGAAGUUGGGAGGUGGGAUUAGAGCUAAUGGAGUAAAAACUAAAGAACCUGUGCAACAGAGUGAAGGUAACAAUGUUUUUGCUGUUGUAAUUGGCAAAAGAUUAAUACUUGUAGAGCUUGUUUUCAGCAAUAAUAGGAUAGGUAAGACUGACCGAGACAUUGAUAGUUCAAAUGGGUCUUUUGUAAUUUUGAAAGAGAUACAUUGUAUUGAUGGGGUGAAAACUAUCGUGUGGCUUAAUGAUUCCAUAAUUGUGGGUACCGUCCAUGGAUAUAGUUUGUUUUCCUGUGUUACGGGGCUGAGCGGUGUGAUAUUUUCAUUACCAGAUAUAUCUAGCCCACCGCAGCUUAAAUUGUUAUGGAAAGAGAGGAAGGUGUUAAUGUUGGUAGACAAUGUUGGAAUUGUUGUUAAUGAGCAUGGCCAGCCAGUUGGAGGGAGCUUGGUUUUCCGUAGCAGUCCAGAUUCAGUUGGGGAAUUAUCUCCUUAUGUAGUGCUUGUUAGGAAUGGGAAGAUGGAGCUGUAUAAUAAGAGAUCAGGUAGUUGUAUUCAGACAGUUACUUUUGGUGGGGAAGGAGUUGGGCCAUGUAUUGUUGCCAAUGAGGAAGUUGGGAUUGGAAAACUUGUUGCUGUUGCUACACCCACCAAGGUUACCUGCUACUGCAAAGUAUCUUCUGAAGAACAAAUCAAGGAUCUUUUGAGAAAGAAAAACUUCAAGGAAGCCAUCUCCUUGGUGGAGGAGCUUGAGUAUGAAGGUGAAAUGUCCAACGAAAUGCUAUCCUUUGUUCAUGCUCAAGUGGGUUUCCUCUUGCUUUUUGACUUGCAUUUUGAGGAAGCGGUAAAUCACUUUCUCCAGUCAGAGACAAUGCAGCCAUCUGAAGUAUUUCCAUUUAUAAUGCGAGAUCCAAAUCGCUGGUCAUUGCUGGUUCCUAGGAGCCGGUAUUGGGGCUUGCAUCCCCCCCCUGCACCUCUUGAAGAUGUUGUAGAUGAUGGAUUGAUGGCUAUCCAAAGAGCUAUUUUCCUUAGGAAAGCAGGUGUAGAUACAGCAGUAGAUGAUGAUUUUAUAUUGAAUCCACCUACUAGAUCUAAUUUACUUGAGUCAGCAAUCAAGAACAUUAUCAGAUAUCUGGAAGUUUCUCGUGAGAAAGAGUUGACUUUGUCUGUGCAGGAAGGAGUUGACACACUUUUAAUGUAUCUUUAUAGAGCUUUAAAUCGGGUUGAUGAUAUGGAGCGGCUUGCUUCUUCAGAAAACAGUUGUAUUGUGGAGGAGUUAGAAACUCUAUUAGAUGACUCUGGGCAUUUACGGACUCUUGCCUUCUUAUAUGCAAGUAAAGGGAUGAGCUCAAAGGCUCUUGCCAUAUGGCGCAUUCUGGCAAGAAAUUAUUCUUCUGGUCUAUGGGAAGACCCUGUUGUGGAGACUGACUUGCAGGAUGGCAGUAAAAAUAUUGUUUCUGGUAGAGAGAUUGCUGCAAUUGAGGCAUCAAAAAUUCUAGAGGAGUUGUCUGAUCAAGAAUUGGUUUUGCAGCAUCUUGGAUGGAUUGCAGAUAUUAAUCCAGUUCUAGCAGUUGAAGUUUUGACUUCUAAGAAAAGAGUGAAGCAGCUAUUGUCAGAUGAAGUGAUUGCUGCCAUCGAUCCAAAAAAGGUUGAAAUCCUUCAAAGGUAUCUCCAGUGGCUGAUUGAAGAUCAGGACUCUAUUGACACCCAAUUCCACACAUUAUAUGCUCUCUCACUUGCAAAGUCAGCAAUAGAAGCUUUCGAAGUGGAAAGUAUCUCCAAAAACCCUGAUGAUGAAAGGUUAGAGGGGGCAAAAUUUUCUGAUUUCGGUAUGAAGUCGAUCUUUCAGAGUCCUGUACGUGAAAGGUUGCAGAUAUUUUUACUAUCAUCAGACUUAUAUGAUCCAGAAGAGGUCCUUGACUUGAUUGAAGGAUCAGAGUUAUGGCUCGAAAAGGCUAUUCUAUACAGAAAGUUAGGGCAAGAGACAUUGGUGCUUCAAAUUUUGGCCCUGAAGCUGGAGGACAGUGAAGCUGCUGAACAAUAUUGUGCGGAGAUAGGCAGACCAGAUGCAUAUAUGCAGUUACUUGAUAUGUAUUUGGAUCCACAAAAUGGUAAAGAGCCUAUGUUUAAGGCUGCUGUUCGCCUUCUGCAUAAUCAUGGAGAAUCGCUGGAUCCCUUGCAAGUUUUGGAGACAUUGUCCCCAGAUAUGCCCCUUCAACUUGCAUCUGAUACAAUAUUACGAAUGUUGAGGGCUCGGCUUCAUCAUCAUUGUCAAGGACAAGAGAUUGGAGAUUCUUCACUCAGAUCCUCCACCAGCUAUUUCGUUGGGAGAUCCUGUACCUCAUAUUGAUCAUGAUUCUGAUCUAGCCUUACCCAUUGCUCUUCGUAAAGGUAAACGUUCAUGUACUUACCCUAUCUCUUCUUUUGUUUCUUAUAAUCAAUUGUCUUCUUGUUCUCGGUGUUUUGUUACUUCUUUAGACUCUGUUCCUAUCCCUAAUACUGUUGGUGAGGCACUGUCUCAUCUUGGCUGGUGUGCUGCUAUGAAAGAGGAAAUGGAGGUUUUAGAUGCUAAUGGUACAUGGGAACUGUUGCCUUUGCCCACUGGUAAGAAAACUAUUGGUUGCAAAUGGGUAUUUACAGUAAAGGUAAAUCCUGAUGGUUUUGUGGCUAGGUUAAAAGCACGCUUUGUGGCAAAAGGAUAUGCUCAGACAUAUGGGGUUGAUUACUCUGACACUUUUUCUCCUGUAGCUAAACUUACUUCUGUUCGCUUGUUUAUCUCUUUAGCAGCUACAUAUGAUUGACCUCUGCACCAAUUAGAUAUCAAGAAUGCUUUCCUUCAUGGUGAUCUUCAGGAGGAGGUGUAUAUGGAGCAACCACCUGGGUUUGUUGCUCAGGGGGAGUUGGGUAAAGUUUGUAGGCUUCAGAAGUCUCUUUAUGGCUUGAAACAAAGUCCUAGGGCAUGGUUUGGGAGAUUCAGUGAAGCAGUACAGGAAUUUGAUAUGCAAAAGAGUAAGUGUGAUCACUCAGUAUUUUAUAGGCAAUCUGAUACUGGUCUAAUUCUCCUGGUAGUCUAUGUGGAUGACAUUGUCAUCACUAGGAGUGACUCUGCAAGUAUUUCAUCUCUUAAAACCUUCCUCCAAACCCAGUUUCGGACCAAAGACUUGGGAUUGUUAAAGUAUUUCUUGGGUAUUGAAGUUAUAAGAAGUAAUAAGGGUAUUUUAUUAUCUCAAAGAAAAUAUGUCCUCUAUUUAUUGACAGAGACAGGAAAAUUAGGUGCUAAGCUUUGUAGUGCACCAAUGACUCCAAAUUUAUAACUGUUAGCAGGGGAUAGUAAGUUGUUUGAAGAUCCAGAGAGAUACAGGAGAUUGGUAGGAAAAUUGAACUACCUUACAGUCACUCAUCCUGACAUUGCUUAUGCCGUUAGUGUGGUAAGUCAGUUUAUGUUUUCCCCAACUGUUGCUCAUUGGGAAGCCUUGGGACAAAUCUUUUGUUAUCUGAAGGGCGCUCCAGGAAGAGGUUUGUUAUAUGGUAAUCAUGGGCAUUUGAAUGUUGUAUGUUUUUCAGAUGCUGACUGGGUUGGAUCUAAGGUUGAUAGGAGGUCAACUACUGGAUAUUGCGUUUUUGUUGGAGGAAAUUUGAUAUCUUGGAGAAGCAAGAAGCAGAGUAUAGUUUCUCGAUCCAGUGCUGAAUCCGAAUACAGAGCCAUGGCACAAUCAGUAUGUGAGGUAAUGUGGAUACUUCAAUUACUAGAUGAGAUAGGCUUUAAGACCUGCCUGCCUGCCUGUGAAAUUGUGGUGUGAUAAUCAAGCUGCUCUCCAUAUUGCUUCUAAUCCGGUGUUUCAUGAGCGAACCAAACAUAUUGAGAUUGAUUGUCACUUUGUUCGUGAAAAGAUUCAACAACAGAUCAUCUCAACAGGACACAUCAAAACUGGAGAGCCGUUAGGAGAUAUUUUCACAAAAGUUCUGAAUGGAGCUAGGAUUGACUACAUUUGUAACAAGUUGGGCAUGAUUAACAUCUAUGCUCCAACUUGAGGGGGAGUGUUAUGGAAAGUCAAUCACUAUAUUAUUUCUUUGUAUAUUCUGUAUUCUGUAUUCCUAUUUAGGAUUUCUUAUUUAGGAUUUCUUCCUAAUUAGUAGAAUACAAUUAUAGGAAUCAAUUGUAUAUAUAUACCCAUGUACAGAUUAAUUGAAAUUAAGGAGAAUCAUCUCUUUUUGCAGAGACAAAUUUUGUAA